AUGGAUUUGUCGAGUGCUUAUUAUACGCCGUACCCUUGUCCAGGUAUUAACAUCACUUCCGUCAUCAAUAAGUACAUCUGCCGUGGCCUAAUAUUUGCUCAAGACGUCACAAUCUCGACUGUGGUGCUCAACUUCCAGUGUCUUCUACUGUUCCUUAUAUCCCACACGUCUGCUAUGUACCAUCUAAUGUCGGAGGAAAUGCUGGCUCUAUCGAGAGUAGAAUACUCUACCAAUCGGCUAUCAGUGCAGAAGAAACUGUCUCUUUUGAUCAAACGCCAUUCUUUGUUACUCCAUAUAGUUGAAUGUCUAAGAACUCUGUACAACAUGCCAAUCGGAGUUAACUUUGGAACCAACGCAUUCUGCAUCUGCAUGUUCUUUUUCCUCAACCUCGAAGCUUGGAUCACGUUCGGUCCUCUUCUCGGGUACUGUUUCCUAGUAUUUUUCCUGUAUUGCUAUCUCUGUCAGAAGCUGAUAGAUGCUUCUGAAGUGUUUGAAAGGGCGGUGUACUCUUGCGGCUGGGAGAGCUACGGUUUGGAUGACAUGAAGUCCCUGCUUAUUGUUUUGAAGCAAGCUCAGCAACCGGCCUUGCUGCUAGCUGGAUACAUGAUACCAGUAAAUAUUUACACAUUUGCAACUGGUAUGCAGUUUAUAUACAAAUUUGUUACCACUCUCAAAGUUUGA
Molecule: messenger RNA, 681 nt
Organism: Aricia agestis (brown argus)
Lineage: Eukaryota; Metazoa; Arthropoda; Insecta; Lepidoptera; Lycaenidae
Product: putative odorant receptor 85d
Exons: 2
Coding region: 1-681 (226 amino acids)
Biological process (GO): detection of chemical stimulus involved in sensory perception of smell; sensory perception of smell
Cellular component (GO): plasma membrane
Molecular function (GO): olfactory receptor activity; odorant binding
Source: RefSeq, a predicted model, not a curated record